AUGGCUAACAGGUGUCAUGUUAGAUCAAUUAGCUUGCCUACCAGAUCACAUCCUACCAUUCUCAAAAUCCAAAAAGAGCUUAACAAGCUCAGAUCAUGGGAGACAUCAUCUAGGUCAAUGUCUGAGACAAUCUGCACUGGCCUAUCUGGACUGGAAGAGUUGCAGAAAUCCUUGGAUGAGCUUCUUAGUUUGCCAUCCUCCCAACAAGCCCUCUCCCAUCAUCUAAAUGAGAAAUGGGUCGAUGAGUUGUUGGAUGGAUCUGUGAGGCUUUUAGACAUUUGUGGAUCAACAAGGGAUGCAAUAUCGCAAUUAAAGCAAAAUGCUCGAGAUCUCCAAUCUGCUCUCAGGAGGAGAAAGGGAGAUGUGUGCAUAGAAAGCAGCAUCGGCAAUUAUAUUUGUUCAAGAAAGAAGAUGAACAAGGAUGCCAAGAAGUUGCUAGCAGCAAUGAAGAAGAUGGAUAAAGAGACUCGGGCCUCUCCACUCCUAGAUCAACAUCACCAGCUCUCGGCAGUAAUUGAAGUUCUCGGAGAAGUAAAUGUAAUAAGCAUUUCCAUCUUCCAGGCACUUUUGUUGUUUUUGUCCGCACCAGUUUCAAAGCCAAAACCAACGAGGUGGUCACUGGUUUCCAAAUUUAUGCAUAAGGGAAUAGUAAAGCAUGAGAAUAUCAAGGAGUUGGAGAGUGUGGAUUUUAUACUAAGUGCCAUUUCAGGUGGAAGAGCAGACUUGGAGAAGAUGCAAAUUGCUCAUAAGGAACUGGAGACUUUGGAGGCCAGCAUUGAAGGCCUUGAAAAUGGUUUGGAGUGCAUGUUUAGGCGCUUGAUCAAAACAAGAGCCUCUCUCCUAAACAUAGUCUCUCACUAG
Vitis vinifera (wine grape) is the source of this 861-nucleotide messenger RNA. RefSeq names its product protein BPS1, chloroplastic. The record is from RefSeq and is a predicted model, not a curated record. NCBI's taxonomy places the organism in Eukaryota, Viridiplantae, Streptophyta, Magnoliopsida, Vitales, Vitaceae. Gene Ontology annotation, biological process: shoot system development; root development. The transcript has a single exon. The coding region runs from base 1 to 861 and encodes 286 amino acids.